CAGAGAUCAUCUAUUAAGAAUAUGGAAACAAAAAAUGUAACAGAAUUGACAGAGUUUGUUCUCUCAGGAUUUAAGUAUCAGGCCGAGUGGCAAAUCCCCCUGUUCCUGCUGUUCCUAAUGAUAUACCUCAUCACCCUCAUGGGAAACCUUGGUCUGAUUGCUCUCAUCUGCAAUAACCCUCAACUUCACAUUCCUAUGUACUUUUUCCUUGGCAGUUUGGCCUUUGUGGAUACUUGGUUGUCAUCCACAGUGACUCCCAAGAUGCUGAUCAACUUCUUCGCUCAGAGUAAAAUGAUCUCUUUCUCUGAAUGUGUGGUACAAUUCUUUUCCUUUGCAAUCAGUGUAACCACAGAAUGUUUUCUGCUGGCAACAAUGGCAUAUGAUCGCUAUGUAGCCAUUUGCAACCCAUUACUUUAUCCAGUGAUUAUAAGCAAUAGGCUAUGCAUGAGAAUGUUAGUCUCAUCAUAUAUAGGUGGCCUUCUUCAUGCCUUAAUUCAUACAGGUUUUUUAUUCAGAUUAACCUUCUGUAAUUCUAACAUAGUACACCACUUUUAUUGUGAUGUCAUGCCAUUAAUUAAAAUUUCCUGUACUGAUCCUUCUAUUAAUGUUCUGAUGAUAUUCAUUUUCUCUGGCUCAAUUCAGGUGUUCACCAUACUGACAGUUCUUAUCUCUUAUACACUUGUUCUUUUUACUAUUUUAAAAAAGAAGUCUGUACAAAGCAUAAGGAAGGCCUUCUCCACCUGUGGAUCCCACCUCGUAUCUGUCUCUUUAUAUUAUGGGCCACUUCUCUUCAUGUAUGUGCGCCCUGGAUCUGCACAAGGAGAUGAUCAAGACAUGAUGGACUCCUUAUUUUACACUGUCAUAAUCCCUUUCUUAAAUCCAAUUAUCUACAGCCUCAGAAAUAAGAAAGUCAUAGACAUACUGAAAAAGGUGUUAAAGAAAUAUGGGUAUGUGUCAAACUAA
Messenger RNA from Sus scrofa (pig), 963 nucleotides. Its product is annotated as olfactory receptor 5H8-like. The record is from RefSeq and is a predicted model, not a curated record. Gene Ontology annotation, molecular function: G protein-coupled receptor activity; olfactory receptor activity. Lineage: Eukaryota; Metazoa; Chordata; Mammalia; Artiodactyla; Suidae. Gene Ontology annotation, cellular component: membrane. Gene Ontology annotation, biological process: G protein-coupled receptor signaling pathway.